GCGAGCCGUUGUCAGGCCAGGGUGAAGGAUCAGUGGCCAGGCAGAGAAAGAAGUCUGCGGAGUGGAGAGGGAAGGCUCUGGCAGUGGGACUGAGAUGUGAAUAAACAACGAACUGCCUCAUGAAGCAGAAACAGGAACAUUCUGGUCCACACCGGACAAGAAUGGCACUGCUUUCUAGCCGCUGCCUCCUUCUGAUCAGUGCACUGGAGUUCUUUGCCCUUGACUGCUUCACAAAAGGUCAGAAGAACAGCACGCUCAUUUUCACGAAGGAAAACACCAUUCGGAACUGCAGCUGCCCUGCAGACAUCCGGGACUGUGAUUAUAGUCUGGCUAAUCUGAUAUGCAGCUGCAAAACCGUCUUGCCUUUGGCAGCAGAGCAAAUCAGCUACAGUGGCCAUCUGACCAUCUGGUUCACCGACACAUCAGCGCUGGGCCGCCUCUUGAACUUCACACUGGUUCACGACCUGAAGCUUUCCCUGUGCAGCUCCCACACCCUGCCCACCCAGUACCUGGCUGUGUGGGGGCUGAGGAGGCUUCGCAUCAACACCGAGGCCAAGCAUCCCUUCGCAGAGCAGAGCCUGCUCAUCCACAGUGGGAGGAAUGGCCACUCCAAAGAGACCCCCGUGUCGUUACACAAAAGCUGGCAAACGUGCAUGUUUAUUUCAUUCCUAGACAUGGCUCUUUUCAACAGGGACUCAUCUUUAAAAUCAUAUAGUGUUGAGAACAUUUCCAGCAUUGCCAAUGACUUCCCUGACUUUUUUUACUUUAAGACCUUCCCAAUGCCAAGCAACAAGAGCUAUGUUGUCACCGUCAUUUACUAAUAUCAUACCUGUGUCUAAUGGCCUGGAACUCUGAUAAACAAUGGGUUAUUUGAAUUAAAAAAUCUGGGAAUAAGGUCAUGAGAUAGGUAUGUCUACCUCUAACUGUGUGCCUUCCUCUAGCCCUCAAUCCUAUCAGAGCCCUCUUACAAAUAACCACUUCUCCUUGCUCUAUGCUCAACCUUAGGAACUAUUUUGAAGAAGAAAAUAAAUAGGAAGCAAAAACAAAUGAUUCAUUCUUGAGAUA
Messenger RNA from Perognathus longimembris pacificus (Pacific pocket mouse), 1065 nucleotides. RefSeq names its product chromosome 5 C21orf62 homolog (gene Epcip). The coding region runs from base 120 to 821 and encodes 233 amino acids. NCBI's taxonomy places the organism in Eukaryota, Metazoa, Chordata, Mammalia, Rodentia, Heteromyidae. The transcript is spliced from 2 exons. The record is from RefSeq and is a predicted model, not a curated record.